Messenger RNA from Vombatus ursinus (common wombat), 2699 nucleotides. It is a transcript of the gene DNAI1, whose product is annotated as dynein axonemal intermediate chain 1. Bases 125 to 2239 code for a protein of 704 amino acids. Lineage: Eukaryota; Metazoa; Chordata; Mammalia; Diprotodontia; Vombatidae. The transcript is spliced from 21 exons. Gene Ontology annotation, molecular function: dynein heavy chain binding; dynein light chain binding. Gene Ontology annotation, cellular component: outer dynein arm. Gene Ontology annotation, biological process: outer dynein arm assembly; cilium movement. The record is from RefSeq and is a predicted model, not a curated record.
GGGGGUGUUGCCCGUGGAUGACCGCUUCGGUGGAACGAGAUGCGCCUGCGCCCGGGCUUCGGGUCCGUUCCCAAGGGUUUAAGUCGGAAUCCUAAGCUUCCAGAAGCUACCUGUUGCGACCACGAUGGCCCCGAAAACUGCGGCCCGUAGAAUGAGUGGCAUUCCACAACCAACUGCCAGGACAACCAGGAAAAGAGAUGAGGACGCUGGCCCAGAUGUGGGAGAAGGGGCAGAUGAGUGGACUCAAGCCAAGAUGCUGCUCAAACCCCCAGACCAGUUGGAGCUGACUGAAGCUGAGUUAAAACAAGAAUUCACUCGUAUCCUGACAGCCAAUAACCCACAUGCUCCCCAAAAUAUCGUCAGAUUCAGCUUUAAAAAAGGGACGUAUAAACCUGUAAGUUUUAUAGACCAGCUAGCAGUCCACUUCAACUUGAUUGGGAACAUGAUCCCCAAAGACUCAGAUGAAGGCAGACGGCAGAAUUACCGAGCAGAGAUGACAUCAGAAAGUUCUCAGGAGGAUGUGGAGGUGCAACCCUCUGAAGCAGAAGGUGGUGGUGAAGGUGAAGAAGGUGGAGAAGGUGGUGAAGGUGGUGAAGAAGAACCGAAGGAAGCAGGAAGCCAAGAGGAGGUUCUGGCAGCUGAAGAAGUGGCAGAAGGGGAAGCAGAAGAGGUUAUUACCCUUAAAAAACCAGCAGAACGGAAACUCACCAACCAGUUUAAUUUUAGUGAAAGAGCAUCUCAGACGUUCAACAAUCCUUUACGGGACCGAGAGUGUCAAAUGGAACCUCCCCCUAGAGCAACCUUCUCUGCCACAGCUAAUCAGUGGGAGAUUUACGAUGCGUAUAUGGAUGAACUGGAGAAACAAGAAAAGACCAAGGAGAUGGAGAAGGCAAAAGGCCCAGUGGCUAAAAAAAUUGGGAUGAGGACAAGGAGGAAGAUGACCUCCCUGGAGUCCCAGAGUGAUGACAUAACCAAGGUGACCCAAGCAGCCAAAAUAGUGGAGCGGAUGGUCAAUCAGAACACGUAUGAUGACAUUGCCCAAGAUUUUAAGUAUUACGAAGAUGCAGCUGAUGAGUAUCGAGACCAGGAGGGCACUUUGCUUCCUCUCUGGAAGUUCCAAUAUGAUAAGGCGAAGCGCCUGGCCGUGACUGCCCUCUGCUGGAAUCCAAGAUAUAAGGAUCUGUUUGCAGUGGGGCAUGGCUCUUAUGACUUCAUGAAGCAAAACCGGGGCAUGCUGCUCUUAUACACCCUGAAGAACCCCAGCUUCCCAGAGUACAUCUUCAGCAGCGAGUGCGGCAUCAUGUGCCUUGACAUGCAUGUCAAGCACCCCUACCUGGUGGCCGUGGGCUAUUAUGACGGCAACGUCGCUAUCUACAAUCUAAAGAAGCCCCAGUCCCAGCCGUCCUACAAGAGCUCAGCCAAGUUAGGAAAGCACUCAGAACCUGUGUGGCAGGUCAGGUGGCAGAAGGACGACAUGGACAAUAAUCUGAACUUCUUUUCGGUGUCAUCUGAUGGGAGGAUUGUAUCCUGGACUCUGGUGAAGAAUGAGCUGAUGCACACCGACAUCAUCAAGCUAAAUGUGGAGGGCACCACAACUGAAGGUCCAGAGGAACUUAACGUGUACACAAUCGGCUGCGGGACGGCCUUUGACUUCCACAAACAGAUCGACUACUUGUUUCUUGUGGGCACCGAAGAGGGUAAAAUCUACAAAUGCUCCAAAACCUACUCAAGCCAAUUCCUUGACACGUUUGAGGCCCACAACAUGGCAGUGGAUGCAGUUACCUGGAACCCAUACCAUUCCAAAGUCUUCAUGUCCUGCAGCUCUGACUGGACAGUGAAAAUCUGGGACCACACCAUCAAGAAACCCAUGUUCGUCUAUGACUUGAAUUCUGCUGUGGGUGAUAUAGCUUGGGCCCCAUACUCCUCUACUGUCUUUGCUGCAGUCACCACUGAUGGGAAGGCCCAUGUGUUCGACCUGGUCAUCAACAAAUACGAGGCUAUCUGCAACCAAGCAGUAGUGGUCAAGAAGAAAAAUAAGAUUACCCAUGUGCAGUUCAAUGCCAUUCACCCUAUCAUUAUUGUCGGGGAUGAUCGUGGUCAGGUCACCUGCCUCAAACUCUCACCCAAUCUGCGGAAGAUGCCCAAGGAGAAGAAGGGGCAGGAGGUGAAGAGAGGCCCAGAAGUAGAGGUUGCCAAACUGGACAAACUGUUGAACCUCGUGAGGGAAGUGAAGAGCUGACCUGGGCUGUCCCCAGAUUGCAGCACCUCCGCUUCCUGACCUGACUGGGACAGCACUUGAUAUGUCUGAGACCAGGUGCCAGCCCUGGAUAACCCUUCCCCCAACCUGGCCUCCAGUCCACCCCCUAAAUUUAAACCCAGAUGUACCUUCCUCCCUCAGUGUUAAGGCCCACACAACGGCAGUGGUCGUGCAUCACGCAUCCCCAACUCCCGAACCCAUAACCAUACCCCUGAGCAACGUCAGUGGUCUCAGUCUCCUGAAGUAAAGGACCAAGAAAGAGAUCCCUGCAGAUGUGCCUUUGAUGGCUGUUAACUAUCCCCUCCCUUAUGGACACACAAAAGGUCACUGGCCCAGUAACCCUCAACACCCUCCCAGACAAAUAAACAGGUCUCAGAGUUUGCCUGCUUGGUUCCAGGGUUCUUUGCCCUGCCCAGACACAGACACUGUAAGAGACAGCUGA